Messenger RNA from Eremomyces bilateralis CBS 781.70, 867 nucleotides. RefSeq lists its product as uncharacterized. The record is from RefSeq and is a predicted model, not a curated record. NCBI's taxonomy places the organism in Eukaryota, Fungi, Ascomycota, Dothideomycetes, Eremomycetales, Eremomycetaceae. Gene Ontology annotation, molecular function: oxidoreductase activity. Bases 1 to 867 code for a protein of 288 amino acids. The transcript is spliced from 5 exons.
AUGAGAGUUCUAAACCCCGGAUACAGCGACACGCUUAGCGAUGAUGUGCAGACUGAGCUGAAUUACCUCACCAAGGAGGCGAAGCACAAAGAAGAGAAACCAUACGAGAUGAGAUACGACACUGGAGGAGUAAUUCCCCAUACAAACAUGUCGAGUGAUCUCAGAACCAUUACGAUUCGUAAUUUCCGGCCCCUGCAAGAUCCUCGAAGCUUCAUAGAAUAUGGUUUCCGGGUAGCGAACGUGGACUGCUCCAUGACCGAGGCGGCAUUCGAUGACGAUGAAAAGGUAGAGACGCAGUACUAUCCAGCAGUUGAGAAAUUACUACAGCAAAUGUUCCCCGACGCAGCUGAGAUUCGAGUACUGGAACAUGGAGUCAGCCAAAGAGAUGCGCAGUUCAAUGCGAACAGCGAAGAAUUGUUCGAGACCGUUCAGUCCGCUACUGCUGUCCAUAUUGACUAUUCCCCUUACUCGGCCGCUCGAACCGCUCGGGCAUUCACGACUAAGUUAGAUGAAUAUAAACGAUUGCUGACGGUGAACGUUUGGAAGUCCCUUCAAGGUCCCGGCAACGACUGGCCUCUGGCACUCUGCGAUUCGCGAAUUAUUGACCACAAGUCUGACAGCAUCGUGGCGGACGUGGUGUUCACCAACCGGUUUACAGAGAAUGAACGAUUGUACUACAAUCCGAAACAUGAAUGGUACUACUUCAAGGACUUGGAAGAUGACGAAGUCAUCUUACUUCGACAGACUGAUUCUGCCCUUGAAGGUGCCGGGGGUGUUGCGCGUGUGAGCAUCUACAAUCCCAAGGCGGAUCCAAAUGCAGCAGCAAGAGCGAGUGUUGAGGUCAGAGCGUAUGUGCUUUUUGAAUGA